This is a messenger RNA of Dermatophagoides pteronyssinus (European house dust mite), 2415 nucleotides long. RefSeq names its product poly(A) binding protein (gene pAbp). The record is from RefSeq and is a predicted model, not a curated record. Gene Ontology annotation, molecular function: RNA binding. Lineage: Eukaryota; Metazoa; Arthropoda; Arachnida; Sarcoptiformes; Pyroglyphidae.
ACAAAAAAAAAACAAAAAAAAAUUGAAAAAUUCUCAACAAAACUUUAAAAAAAACAAAAAAAUCCAAAAAAAUCGUAAAAUUAAAAAAAUCACUUAUUUGGCUGUGUGAAAAAAAUACCGAAAAAUACAUAAUCGCUAAUAUUUUGAAAAAAAUUCAUUUUCAACAAAAAAAAUAGUAAAAUCUUUAUAAAAUCCAAUCUUGAAAAAAAAUUGAAAUCAAAAUGAACAAUUCUACAACAACAGCGGCACCAGCAGCAGCACCAACUGCAGCCACCACCACCACCACAAGUACAAACAGUUCUGCAAAUCAUUAUCCUAUUGCAUCGUUGUAUGUUGGCGAUUUAGCUCCUGAUGUUACCGAAGCUGUAUUGUUCGAAAAAUUCUCCAGCGUUGGUCCUGUUCUUUCUAUUCGGGUUUGCCGUGAUAUUAUCACUCGUCGUUCAUUAGGCUAUGCCUAUGUUAACUAUCAGAAUUCAUCGGAUGCUGAAACCGCUAUCGAUACAUUGAAUUUCGAACGUUUGAAUGGCCGACCUAUUCGUAUCAUGUGGUCACAACGUGAUCCAUCUCUUCGACGAUCUGGUGUUGGCAACAUUUUCAUCAAGAAUCUGGAAAAAUCUGUUGACAACAAAGUUUUGUUCGAUACUUUCUCCUAUUUUGGAAACAUUUUGUCAUGCAAGAUUUCUUAUGAUGACAAAGGGCAAUCAAAAGGUUAUGGUUUUGUACAUUUUGAUUCGGAAGAAACAGCUCAGGCUGCCAUUAGCGGAUUGAAUGGAAAAGUUAUCAAUAAUAAAAAAAUUUAUGUCGGCAAGUUUAUCUCGCGUAAAGAACGUGAACACAAAUUGGGUACACCGCGGCGAUUCACCAACAUCUAUAUCAAGAAUCUGAGCGAUGAAUAUGAUACGGAUGAUAAAGUAAGAAACUUGUUCGAACCUUUUGGCUCAAUUACAUCUGCUGUUGUAACCAAAGAUGAUGAUGGAAAAUCUAAAGGUUUUGGUUUUGUUUGUUUCGCCACUCCGGAUCAAGCUGAACAAGCUGUUAAUGCAUUGAAUGGCAAAGAUAUGGGCAAUGGCAAACAAUUGUAUGUUGGUCGUGCACAAAAAAAAGCUGAACGUGAAGCUGAAUUGAAACGAAAAUUGGAAUUAUUGAAAAUCGAAAGAAUUAAUCGUUCCCAAGGUGUCAACUUGUAUGUGAAAAAUCUUGAAGAUUCGGUCAAUGACGAAAGAUUGCAAAAAGAAUUUAGUGCUUAUGGUACGAUUACAUCAGCCAAAGUUAUGACCGAUGAAAAAGGACGAUCAAAAGGUUUUGGCUUCGUUUGUUUUUCCACACCCGAAGAGGCGACCAAAGCUGUUACCGAAAUGAACAAUCGUAUCAUCGAAUCGAAACCAUUGUAUGUUGCAUUGGCACAACGUAAAGAGGAUCGUGAAGCACAGAAAUUGAAUACAAUGCGAUUUGGCGCUCCAAACGCUCGUUUACAUCAACCGAUGCCACCACAACCUGGCCAUCCUCAUCAUCCGCUUGCUCCAGCACAGAUGCCAUUUGCUAAUCCUGCUUCAUUGGCUGGAUUUGCUGGUCUUCAAGGUCAACCCGUGCAAGGACCACAAUCACAGCCUUACUUGUUGCCAAUAGCACCGAAUGCUCAUAUGCAACGUGGUUAUUACCCAUCGAAUGGACCAGCUGCUAUGCCACCAGGAAGCCAAGGACCUCCAGGCGGUAUUCGUAUGGCUCGAUGGAAUACAAAUGCCGGCAUUCCCCGUGGCCAAAUGUCUUACAACCAACAAGGAUUUCAACGAAAUAUGCCACCACGUGGACAACAUCAAAAUAUGCCUCGUCCUGGAGUUGUGCAAGGACCUGCUUCUAAUCAAGGUGGUCCUAGACCAUAUGUUGGUGGUCCUGUUACCGCAAACGGUGCUGUUAAUGUUCGUGGUCAAGGUCGUGGACCGCAAACUGGAAUUCGUGGCCCGAGCAAAUCGAUGGUAGCAACACCCGGUGGUCAACCGUUGCCAUCACAUGGCGUACAACAGGCACAUCUCGCUCCGAUACCGAUUUUGGCCGAACAAUCAGGCGAGGAUCCAACACAGUUACUUGGUGAACGAUUGUAUCCAUUGGUACAAAAAUUGCAACCAGAAUUGGCAUCCAAAAUCACUGGCAUGUUGCUCGAGAUGGAUAUACAGGAAAUUAUGCAUAUGCUUGAUAAUCAAGAAAGUCUUCGUUCUAAAGUUGAUGAAGCAUUAGCCGUAUUGCAAGCUCAUCGUGCCAAAGAAAUGGUUAAAAAGGAAUGAAUUGAUCGAACAACGACCAUCGGUACACAGCCAAAUAACUAAAAAAAUGCAGAGAAACUAAAACCGUAACAAUCCUUCCUUUAAAUACCACUGAUGAUGAUGAAAAAAAAUUCUUUUAAACCUGAAUACACACACA